Messenger RNA from Jaminaea rosea, 696 nucleotides. RefSeq lists its product as hypothetical. The transcript is spliced from 2 exons. The record is from RefSeq and is a predicted model, not a curated record. Bases 1 to 696 code for a protein of 231 amino acids. NCBI's taxonomy places the organism in Eukaryota, Fungi, Basidiomycota, Exobasidiomycetes, Microstromatales.
AUGCCGUCACUACUGCGGUCUCCCUCCCUCCUUGCAUACGCAGUCGUGGCCCUCGCGCUGCUCAGCAACAUCGCUUCGGCGAGCCCUCUGCCGACUCAAGUUGAACGACGUCAAGUCGCUGCGAAUGAUCCUUCCCUAGCCUCGUCCGCCAUCUCCGUCUACGAAAACCAAGGCACAACCCCCUUCACGCAGCCCACGGGCGGUGCCUGCCCCGUGGGCUUCCAGUCCUACAUCGACGCUACCUCGGGCCUCCAGCAAUGCUGCGCAGGCUCCAUUGUGAACCAACGCUGUUUCGCAGACGGCGGUACGCUCAUCUAUACCGCCGACCCUUACUCGGCAGUCCAGGCGGGAGGAGUGGCAACGACGACGGAUCCAGCUCUCCUACCGACGUCAACUACUGCGCUCGUACCCACCACGAGCAGCGUCACCGCCGGCGGGCCAGUCGCGACGGGUUCAGUCCGACCGACGACGGGAACGUACACCAUCACUAGUUACACGCCUAUUGCCACGGGAGGCACCAGGAAUGGCGUCCAGCCGAGCAGCUCCAUCUCAAGACUGAGCCAGACGCUCACGCCCACGGGCGGUGGGUCAGCGAGAGUGGGCAAUGCGAAUGCCGCGCAAAGAGGUGGGGCGGCAGGAGCCGUAAUGGCCGUCGCCGUCGCCAUGCUCGUAGGGGGAGGUGUCGCCCUCUGGUAG